Molecule: messenger RNA, 1595 nt
Organism: Crotalus tigris (Tiger rattlesnake)
Lineage: Eukaryota; Metazoa; Chordata; Lepidosauria; Squamata; Viperidae
Product: potassium voltage-gated channel subfamily KQT member 2-like
Exons: 2
Coding region: 1112-1360 (82 amino acids)
Source: RefSeq, a predicted model, not a curated record
GGCAUCUGGAUGGGGGCAGGCACAGCAACCUUACCCUGCAUGGUGGUGGGAGGGUAGGACAAUGCCAGGCCAGUCCCUGCAGGCCAGCCAACAGACAGGACUCUGUGUGCCAUGCCAGGCCAGCCCCUGCAAUCCCGGGGCAGCCAUGCUAGAUAGUGGUGGGCAGAGUGUUGAGGUGGGGGCUGGCAGGCCGACCAAAGCAGCAGGUGGAGUGCCAGAGCUUGGGGAGUGAGGGUGCUGAAGUGGGCAGUCGGGCCAUUGGCAAGAGCAACACAUCUGAGUGGAAAGCGGCCUUGGUACAAGUGGGGCAGGUAAGGAAAGAAAUCCUCGCUCCCCCAAGAAAUUGCCUUUCUUUCCUUACUUGACUUCCAGCCCCGUGCCGUUACUGCUUCGCAAUCUGUCACCGCGUGAAAGGAAACAAAGGAAGUUUUUUUGGGAAAGAUUGCGAAGUUGGAAUUGAUUGACUGACCUUUUUUCCCCAAACAAACUUCCUUUGUUUCCUUGCACACGGUGGUGGCAGAUUGCUUUUUUUUAUUCCCGCAAAAGACGGGCACUCUGCACAUGCCCAGAGAUGCCAGCUCCAAGCCAAAAAAAGCACCAUUCCAAGGCAUUGCCAAUGAGUAGCAUGCAUGUGUAUGUCUGGGAGUGGGGCAGUCACCUGCAGUCCCAGGAGUGAUCCUCCUCCUCCUCCGAUCACAUGUCGUGUCCCCUCCACAUCUUCAGUGAGUGACGUGGGAAGGCUUAAUGGUGGGUGUGGGGGGCCCGGGAGGAGCUGUACAAAGCAGGCGGAGGGGAAACCAGGCAGAUUGCGGGCACCGCUCCUCACCUCCUCUAUGCUGCUGCCGUCGCCACUGCUGGUUUGGCCAAAGUGACCCAGCCAUCGCCGCCAGCAUCAUAGUCCUGCCUGGCUCUACUGCUGUCAUGCCACUGCCCCACUCUGGCUCUGGGCAGUGCCUCUGCCCUGUGUGGCUGCCCGCUCAUGCCCGCUCUGAACUUGCAAUCAUCCUCCGAACCACCACCACCACUGAUGCUGCCGUAGCUGAAGGAUGGUGCAGAAGUUGCACAAUGGGGGUGCAACUGGGCAGCUUUGAGCAAGAAGAAGGUAGACUUCAUGAGGCUAGACCAUGGUGCCCCCAAAUCCUCCCAUGAUGGGGCCCUGCUGAUUGCCGGCUCUGAAGGCAGCGGUAGCAGCAAACACGUCUUGAUCCACAGCAAGCCCUGUUCGGCCAUCAGCAGGAAGCUGCCCAAGAGGAAUGCCUUCUACUGCAAGCUCUUCUACAAUGUGCUGGAAAGACCCCAUGGCUGGGCAUUCAUCUACCACGCUUACGUGACUAUCAUUCUUCUAGAAGGUCAAACCUGAUUUGACUCCAUAGUUGCACCUGCUGUUGCUUGCAGUUUGCCAGACAGCAAGGGGGGGCGAGGAUGGCCAAAUUCCUAAGGAGGGAAGGAAGCUCCAGAAUGCAAGAAUGCCUUCUGUUGCUGUUUGUUAUUUUUUUAAUUUGUAUUUUAAGUUUUUAAACAAAUAAAAAAGUUUUUUAUUUUUUAGUUUUAUUAGUUUUAUUUUUUUAAGAAAGUUCAAUAAUAAUUAUUCAACA